AGCAAGAACCCUAGCAGCAGCCAGCCAGGCAACAGAAACCCCCUCCAUUGCUUUUUGUUUUUUUGGGUGUUUGGGAAACGUCUCUUCUACAAUACACUCUACAGUUUUCAGUUACGUACUCUCACUCUCGAAACUGUUUUUGGCUACUGGGGUUAGAAUUAGAUCUACUGUUCAAUUCUCUCUCUCUUUCUCUCCUGCUCUGCCGUUUUCCUUCUCCGAAGACCUGCAGAUUCUCCGGUGGUCGCCGACGAAGCUGCAUUUUGUUGGUGGGUUUCACCGGAUCCCACAGCUCCGCCGCCCAGUUUUUCCAAUUUGGGGAAAAAUUUACUGUGACGGUUGGAAAUCACAGCAGCUGCCCUUGUUCUACUUGAUGUUUUAAGCUGGGUACUUGUGCUUGGUUUGGUAGCACAAGUGGUGGAGUUUGUGAGUUAUGGAGGAGCCCAUGGCAUCGUCUGGUGAAGACCCAGUUCAAGUUCAGAUGCCUCUGACUGCAGCGGAGAUGCAUGCUCCUACUAGUCCUGCUGAAAGCACCAAGAAGGUUGCGAAGAAAGUUACAAAGCCCGUCAUUUCACCAACUUCGAAGCUCUUGGCACCUACGGGUUCCAUUAGAAAGAAGGCUGAACUCAAAAGCAGUUUUGAUUCUAGCUUGAAUGCAGUGAAACCGACUACUCCUGUUACUGUGUCAUCCACCCGUAGUGCCACUUCAGUACCAGUAAUUAGAAGGAACAGCACUGGUGGAGCGUCUGAUAAACCGGGGAGCUCUGCAGUGAAAGGGCAAAAUGGUGGUCCUGUUCUUGGGGCCGCAGGGAAGAAAAGUACUGCUGUGGUGGAUCCUGUAAGGAGAUCCCUUCCAGAGCUUAGAAGGAGUUCCUUGCCUUCUGUCGCUACAAAACCCACGGCUACUAGAUCAAGUGUUCCCGGGGUUAGGAAGUCCUUGCCAGUGUCUCCUUCAGAAAAGAGUUUGAGAACUUCGAUUUCUUCUGAUGUCAGUAUCUCGGGGACAUCCCGCAAGCCUUUAGCUAAGCCAACACUGUCAACCUCUUCUUCAUCUUCGAAAAGGGUUUCAUCUACAUCAUUGGAGAGCAGUGCCAGUAGUGUGAGUAGGAAGACAGUGUCAAAAGUUUCUUCACCCUCUACUCGUUCUCCUUCAGUUUCUAGUGGAUUUCGAACUGCUUCAUUGUCAACAUCCGUCGAUAGGAGUUCCAGCUUGUCUGCAAGGAAGAGAGCAGGUACCCCUGAAAGUCGGGAUUCUCGGUUCAUUGCACUGCCCCAAAUUGAGCUUAAAGGUGGUGAUGAUGUGAGAUUGGACCUUAGGGGUCAGAGAGUUCGCACCCUCAAUGCUAAUGGAUUGCACUUGUCAGCCAACUUAGAGUUUGUUUAUCUCAGAGACAAUCUGUUAUCUACACUAGACGGAAUUGAGAUAUUGAAGCGUGUAAAGGUUCUUGAUCUGAGUUUCAAUGAGUUUAAGGGGCCUGGAUUUGAGCCUCUUGAAAAUUGCACGGCCUUACAGCAACUCUAUCUCGCUGGGAAUCAGAUCACAUCACUUAUAAGCCUUCCUCAGCUACCUAACCUGGAGUUCUUGUCUGUUGCUCAAAACAAGCUCAAGUCCCUUGCAAUGUCAAGUCAACCUCGAUUACAGGUUUUAGCUGCUAGCAAAAACAAAAUAUCAACUCUCAAGGGUUUCCCUUAUCUUCCUGCCCUUGAGCAUUUACGAGUUGAGGAGAAUCCUAUACUUAAGAUGCUGCAUUUAGAAGCUGCUUCUAUAUUGCUUAUUGGUCCUACACUGAAGAAGUUCAAUGAUCGAGAUCUCACACGUGAGUCAGUAGCAAUGGCUAAGCGGUAUCCAGCAUGCACUGCAUUGUGUAUUAGAGAUGGCUGGGAGUUCCGUCGUCUUGAGAAUGCAUCAGAUGCAACUUUUCACUUUCUUUUGGAGAAAUGGAAGGACCAGCUGCCAGCUGGUUAUCUUCUUAAAGAUGCGCGUGUUGAUCAACCUUUUGAGGAUGAUAUCUGCCGCUGCCACUUCAACUUUGUCCAAGAUGGAAUUCCAAGUGACGAAGCACCAUUGGUCUUGAAAUAUCAAUGGUUUGUGGGGCAAAGACCACUUUCUGACUUCACUCCUAUUGCUGAUGCCAAUGAAGAGGUUUAUUGGCCAAAGCGCGAAGAUAUCCGUAAAUUUCUGAAGGUGGAGUGUACUCCCGUAAUUGGAGAAACUGAGUAUCCAGCUAUUUUUGCCAUAUCGUCCCCUGUUUCCCGAGGAAAUGGUAUUCCAAAAGUAGUUAACCUUGAAGUUUGCGGGGAGUUGGUGGAAGGAAGUGUAAUCAAAGGCCAAGCUAAGGUUGCAUGGUGUGGUGGGACUCCUGGUAAAGGUGUUGCCAGUUGGCUGAGGAGAAAGUGGAACAGUAGCCCAGUUGUCAUUUCUGGAGCAGAAGAUGAGGAAUACCGCUUGGCUAUAGACGAUGUUGAUUCCAGUCUUGUCUUCAUGUAUACACCUGUUACAGAGGAAGGCGCUAAAGGAGAACCUCAGUAUAAGUACACAGAUUUUGUUAAAGCAGCUCCUCCAUCAGUCAGCAAUGUACAAAUUGUCGGGGAUGUGGUUGAAGGAAAUAUCAUAAAAGGUGUUGGCAACUACUUUGGGGGACGAGAGGGUCCUAGCAAGUUUGAGUGGCUACGUGAGAACAAGGACAGUGGAGAGUUUGUUGUUGUAUCAUCUGGUACGUCUGAAUAUACGUUGGCAAAAGGAGAUGUUGGCCAUCGUGUAGCUUUUGUUUAUAUCCCUACUAAUUUUGAAGGACAAGAAGGCGAAUCUAUGUCAGUCAUGACUCAUGCAGUUAAGCAAGCUCCCCCAAAGGUAUCAAAUGUCAAGAUAAUUGGUGAUUUAAGAGAAAACAGUAAGAUUACUGUUACUGGUGUUGUUACUGGAGGAACAGAAGGUUCCAGCAGAGUACAGUGGUUCAAAACAUCAUCUUCAACAUUUGAUGGUGACAAUGGUCUUGAAGCGCUGAGCACUUCCAAGAUUGCGAAGGCAUUCCGGAUUCCUCUUGGAGCAGUUGGCUAUUACAUUGUUGCAAAAUAUACUCCAAUGACUCCAGAUGGGGAAUCUGGUCAACCAGCAUAUGCAGUGUCAGAUGCAAUCAUCGGAACCCUUCCGCCAAGCCUAAAUUUCCUGUCUAUAAGUGGUGACUACACCGAAGGUGGGAUAUUGACAGCAUCAUAUGGCUAUGUUGGAGGCCAUGAAGGGAAAAGCAUAUAUAAUUGGUAUCUUCACGAGGUAGAAACGGACUCUGGUGGUGUCUUGAUACCUGAAGGUUGUGGAGUCCUUCAAUAUCGGGUUACCAAAGAUGCUAUUGGAAAAUUUGUAUCGUUUGAAUGUGUCCCAGUGCGUGAUGAUGGGAUUAUAGGCGAGCCUAGAGGUUGCAUGGGCCAGGAGCGUCUUCGACCUGGAAGUCCACGAUUGCUCUCUCUGCAACUAGUUGGCAGUGCCGUUGAAGGAACUCUGCUAAGUAUCAAGAAGAAGUAUUGGGGAGGUGAAGAGGGAGAAUCAGUUUUUCGUUGGUUUCGGAGUGGCUCGGAUGGCACACAAUUCGAAAUUCCUGGUGCCAACGAUUCUUCUUAUACCGUGGCAGUUGAUGAUAUUGGCUACUUCGUAUCUGUUUCAUGUGAACCUGUAAGAAGCGAUUGGGCACGUGGUCCAGUUGUCCUUUCUGAACAAAUUGGUCCGAUCACUCCUGGCCCUCCAACUUGUCAAUCUUUAGAGUUUCUUGGAUCGAUGAUCGAAGGGCAGCGAGUCAGCUUCAUUGCUACUUAUACUGGAGGGGAGAGAGGAAAUUGCUGCCACGAUUGGUUUAGAGUGAAAAGCUAUGGUGUGAGGGAGAAACUUAGCGAUGACGACUUUGUGGAUUUGACCUUGGAAGAUGUUGGAAAACGUAUUGAAUUGAUCUAUCUUCCAGUUCGCAAAGAUGGUUCAAGGGGAAGUCCUAAGACCAUAAAAUCUGAUGUUAUUGUACCUGCCGAUCCAGUUGGACUGGAGCUUAAGAUUCCAGAUUGUUGUGAAGAAGUGGAGGUGAUUCCACAUACACAGUACUUUGGUGGACAAGAAGGUCCAGGAGAGUUUGUCUGGUACAGAACCGAGGACAAGCUUCAUGGAUCGGCACUAAUGGACAUACGCCAUGCAUCUGAAGAUGUAGUUAUUUGUGGAAAAACCUUGGCAUACACUCCCUCACUUGAAGAUGUCGGAUCUUACUUGGCCUUAUACUGGGUGCCCACUCGUGCCGAUGGUAAAUGUGGAAAGCCAUUGGUUGCUAUUUCCAGCUAUCCUGUUAACCCAGGGUCACCAACAGUUUCUAAUGUCCAUGUCAAGGAGUUAUCGGCGGGUGUCUAUUGUGGAGAAGGGAUAUACUUUGGUGGGUAUGAAGGAUCCAGCAGGUUUAGCUGGUACAGAGAAACUGACGAGGGAAAUAUGAUUCUCAUUGAUGGAGCUAACUCUGUAACUUAUGAAGUCACUGAAUCUGACUACACUUGCCGCUUGUUGUUUGGAUACACACCAGUUCGCUCAGAUUCAGCUGUUGGAGAUCUUGUACUGUCUGCCCGAACUGACAUUAUUCUCCCUGAACUUCCAAGAGUGGAAAUGCUUGCUCUCACUGGAAAGGCAAUAGAAGGAGAUGUACUUACUGCUGUUGAGGUCAUUCCAGAGAGUUUAACUCAACAAUGUGUUUGGAGCAAAUACAAAAAGGGAGUCAAAUAUCAAUGGUUCUGUUCAUCUGUGUCAGGGGAGAGCAACUGUUUUGAGCCAUUGACUACACAGGUUUCAUGCUCUUACAAGGUGCGGUUUGAGGACAUUGGUCGGUGCUUGAGAUGUGAAUGCAUUGUGACUGAUGUCUUUGGAAGGUCAAGUGAGCCAGCAUAUGCUGAGACCACUGCUGUAUUGCCAGGCAUUCCUAGAAUACACAAGCUGGAGAUUGAGGGAAGGGGCUUCCACACAAACCUAUAUGCCGUGCGAGGCCUUUAUACUGGGGGAAAGGAAGGGAAAAGUAGAAUCCAAUGGCUUAGAUCAAUGGUUGGGAGUCCGGAUCUUAUCUCCAUACAAGGAGAGGUUGGGAGGAUGUACGAAGCUAAUGUUGAUGAUGUGGGGUAUAGGCUAGUUGCUAUCUAUACACCAGUGAGGGAAGAUGGCGUCGAGGGGCCACCUGUAUCUGCAUCAACAGAACGAAUUGCUGUUGAGCCUGAUGUUUUAAUAGAAGUGAAACAGAAACUCGAACUUGGAUCUGUGAAGUUUGAGAAAUUACACAAUUUUCGGUUCUGUAUUCUGCAGUUCCCAGGGGAAACCAGUCUGGAGAGAAGAGUACUCGAGAUCAACAGAAAGAGAGUGAAGGUUGUGAAGCCAGGUUCCAAGACUUCAUUCCCGGCUACUGAAAUUCGUGGCACUUAUGCUCCUCCUUUCCAUGUUGAACUCUUUCGCAAUGACCAGCACCGUCUUAAAAUUGUAGUGGAUAGCGACAAUGAAGUUGACUUGAUGGUGCAUUCCCGGCACUUGAGGGACAUCGUUGUUCUUGUCAUCCGAGGCUUUGCUCAGAGAUUCAAUAGUACAUCUCUGAAUUCUCUGCUUAAAAUCGAGACAUGACACUUGGGGUUUUGAGAAGUGAUAUUGUAAAGUGAAAAAGCACAUGAAAAAAGCCGCAGAGAGAUAGCAGUCUCUAGUUUUAUGAUUUGCUUCUCUUCUUGUUUACCAUUUUCCUUCUGCAGCAAAACAUGUUUGACCAAUUUGUGAGUGCAGUUGUGAUUUUUUAUUGCUUUGUGAUGAUGUGAGGCUAUGGAAACACCUUUGGCCCAUAAUUUGCCAUCAGUGUAUAUAUGUACAAGAAUUGUUCAAAUGGAAGUUGUUUGAGGAGCUUCGCCUGUAGUCAUUUUUUUCUUCUUCAUUGUCAGACCCAAGUUGAAGAGGUGUGUAAUGAUUUGGUCUUUUUUUUUGGUAAGGAUAAUGAUUUGGACCAUUUCUGACUGAAUGAUGCAUAAUUGACAUUUGGAUCGAACUGGAUCUGGAUUGAACCUAGUUCAUUCUUUCUUGA
Linum tenue is the source of this 6062-nucleotide messenger RNA. NCBI's taxonomy places the organism in Eukaryota, Viridiplantae, Streptophyta, Magnoliopsida, Malpighiales, Linaceae. The record is from the annotation of a GenBank genome assembly.